Messenger RNA from Lodderomyces theae, 2133 nucleotides. It is a transcript of the gene GSG1, whose product is annotated as Gsg1p. Gene Ontology annotation, cellular component: phagophore assembly site; TRAPPIII protein complex; cytoplasmic vesicle. The transcript has a single exon. Lineage: Eukaryota; Fungi; Ascomycota; Pichiomycetes; Serinales; Debaryomycetaceae. The record is from RefSeq and is a predicted model, not a curated record. The coding region runs from base 1 to 2133 and encodes 710 amino acids. Gene Ontology annotation, biological process: protein localization to phagophore assembly site; endoplasmic reticulum to Golgi vesicle-mediated transport.
AUGGACUAUCCCAAAGGUUUGGACCCUCAUGUCUCCAAACAGCACCUACUAUUUCACUCAUUCUCACCACUGGUGUCUUUACAGUCAUCACACAAUGUUGAUCUAUACUUUCAGUCGAUAUUAAACAACGGCAAUGAUGCUUCAUCGAUAUCCACCACUUUGCAAAUUUUCAAGCCUUUUGGUAACAACAUUAAAUAUGCCAUACCUAAUCAACAAUUUAAAAUCACCAAUACUCAACUAAUCACAAAAAGUCAUGAUCACUUCCCCAUCAGAUUUGAUUCUUCUUUACCAGAAAUACUAUCGGUAAUCACUGCUCAACAGCAGGACCGUCAACAAUCACAACAACAACAACAACAACAACAACAACAGAAGCAAAGGAGAAGCCAUGAUGGCGUGAGUGUCUCCAGUAGAGAUCUGAGUUCAUCAUCCACAAGUGACUCUUUGGGGAACAUCCCAAACUUCGCUUCACAUGAUGCUCCACAGUUAGAACAGCUAUUUCGCAUAUCUUCAUUGGAACAGUACUUGCGUCAUGCCGCUAAAAACGAGCAAUCUAAUGAAAAAGACUUGUACUUGACAUUUCUCGACAAAAUCAUUACUUCAAACAGACCAACUGCAUUUGAGACUUUUAAUCACCCAGUAGCUCAAGUGUUUGUUAUUGAUUAUGAUAACGACUCGGUGGAUGACUUACGCAAAAUGAUGGUUGAGUUUAGAAAUUACAACUUUCCAAAGUAUUUCCAAAUUGACGACUUGUUAAUGCAUGUGUUUAUUGUAUUUGAUUCAUCAAAAUAUAAUGCUAAUGAAUUAUCAGGGUUUCAACUGAAUAUCAGACUGAAAUUGAAUAUAGAAUCCACUUUGCUUGCCAUAAAGUCAAGCCACGAUGAAAAGGGAGAACCAGAACCAGAACUAGAAACAGAGACUUUGUCAUUGGUGGAGAAUUGCACAAUUGAAGAGCAUCUACAACGGAUUUCCCUCAAUGAUUUAACAUCGUCAUUUACAAUACCCCAGUCAGUUGACACUUCUAUUAAAUUUGGAGUAAAUACAUUUAUCAACAAGUACCUUAUACCUCACAUGCAGAAUAAGGUACGUGCAUGGGAUGACCAAGUGUUGCAACCCAAGAAGUCAAUAACGGGACGAUUUUUUUCGGCAUCUAGGAAACUUUUCAACAAUAAUAGUGACUCAAAUUUACUUUCAUCAACAUCCACCACAUCAGCUUCACAUAGUCACACGUCAUUUAAUCACCGAGAGAACCAAUACUACAAAUCGUCACCUGAACAGAUAACAAGAAAGCUUGCCGAUUGGUCCUUGAUGCUCAAGGAUUACAAAUAUGCAUACUCAACCUAUGACAUUGUACGUAAGGACUAUAGUAAUGAGCGAGCAUGGCUUUACGUUGCGUCGACUCAGGAAAUGUGUAUCGUAUCCCUAUUGCUACAGCAUACCACAAACUCAACAGUUACACCCGACAGAAACACUUUGCGUCGAAUUAAACAUGACAUAAUUGAACCGUACAUGGAUAAUUUGUCUUAUACAUUCAAGUCGCGAUUCAAUUUGAAAACGUAUAGUAUAGCAAGUUUUGUGAUUGUUGUUGAGUUGCUAUUACUAAUGAGUCAAACUUACCAGCAGUCUAUUUGGUGGUUUGAUCUCAUUGAGAAAUACUUGCAUAAGCUCAUUGUGGAUUUCGAUACUUCAAUGUCUAAUGCGCCUUACUCGGUAAUCAAAGCGCUAUUGCUAGAGAGAUUGGGAUACAACAGUGGGAGGUAUUUCAUAACAUCGGGAAAAUAUUCAGGUCCGGAUGUGGCUAUGAAUCAAGCAAACAAGAACAACAACCCACCAGAAGAGCAAGAAGAAGAAGAAGAAGAAGGAGUGUAUGGAAACAAGCUCAAAUUGCAACCAACGAAAUCAUCAAUGGGACUGACAAAGUUCAGAAUUUCGGCGUUGUGGUACUUACUUUCAAUGAAGGAAUGGCUUGAAGCAAAGUCGAAACUGCAAAUUGAUCGACUUUUGCCAAAUGUGUUGGACAUUUAUCAAGGUCGGACCACUGGUGAGGGCCAUGGUGGCACCCGCAACGCCGCGAAAGAGAGUGAAUUGUGGUUCAAUAGAAAAGAGUAUCUAUUGAGAAGAAUUAGAGACGUAUAG